UGUGGGUGAAGCGUAUGUCACGAAUUUCUUUCCGCGCCUCCCCGGGUCUGGGAGUGGGACAACCCUGAGUGUGUAGCAACUGAAAAUGAUACAAUGUAUCCACGCCUGCGGAUUGCCAGCAAACUUCUCGCCGCGCUUCGGUGCUCUGAAAGUUUACCCGCAGUUUGCAACAUCCACGGGAGAAGAGACAUGCAGAGCGCCGGGGACGCCCAUCCAAGCAAUCUCAGUGCGGAGGGAGCGAGAGGACCACAGAGCAUCCACUCUGAGAAUAUCCCAGACACCCACUAUAUACCCAUGAGAAUCCUCAUCAGACCUUUUCCGCCCGUGUUGGACGAAGAUAAAGUCAGGAGUUUAAUGGAAACCAUUAAGAACCCAGACCAGAUGGACAAUGUGCCUCCAAUCGACGUCUUGUGGAUUAAGGGUCAACAGGGUGGAGAUUAUUUCUAUUCAUUCGGAGGGUGUCAUCGGUACGCAGCCUAUCAACGCCUGAACAUGGAAACCAUUCCUGCCAAGAUCAUUAAAUCCACCAUCACAGACCUUCGGAUGUAUUUGGGAUCAUCAACCCCCAACCUUCAGUGAACGGACAAGGCACAUCCUGACCUGACUGACGCAACUACCUGCCUCCUGAUGCUGAUGGAAAUAUGUCCUUUUCUAAUCACACUCCUAAUUAGAGAGGUCAAUAAAUAUAUUUAAGAUAAUUUAUAGAAAGAUUGGAAAAGAAGUCAGCAGAAAAACAAUUCACCCAAAGAUUAGUGGGAGUGUGAACUCAGUGCAUGAAGGGUGGUGGAAGUGUUUAGUCUGCAUCAGGAUGAACAUGUGAAGAGCCAUAAUCUGCAGGGCUCUGGACUGGGAGCUGGGAAGUGGGAUAGUCUUAAGAACUCUUUUCUUGGCCUGCAUAUACAGAAGGAGCUGAAUGGCCUCAUUCUGUACUGGGUGAAUCUAUGACGAACAGGCAGAAACGGAAGUAGAACCAAGACAUGGUGGCGGAGGAUGAGUGCAAUCUCACAUUAAACGUCUGGGCUGAACGAGGCUGCCUCCUGCAGCUGGUGAUCAUGUUGAUAGAACCUUCGAGCAGGUUCCAUCAGCGUGAGACCAUACCAAGCUCAUCUCCAGCAACCUAGUUUAGUUGCUCACUGGCCAGCACUUAUGAUAAGGAAUGUACUUGGGGGGGUCUGUCAAUGAAGCAGCCUCCUUUUCCUUUCAACUGACAUGAAAUAAAUGAACCCCAUUUGUUUAAUACCUUUCAGCUUCCUGUAUCUGUCUUCACUCUGUUUAUUCAGCUCAUGUUUUUUUUCUUGCUGAACCUUUCCCUGACAUUUCUGGCUGCUUUCCAUACUCCGCAACCUGACUGGUUCAUGAUAAUAGAUUGAACUAGGCACGAUAGCAUUUGACAUAGGACAUAGAACAGUAAAGCACAGGAACAGGCCCUUUGGGGCUGAACUAAUGUUGUGCCGAACUAUUAAACUAGUAAUUAAACGCCUAACUAAACUAAUCCCUUCUGCCUACACAAGGUCCACAUCCCUCCAUUCUCUGCACAUUCAUUUGCCUAUCUAAGAGCCACUUAAACACCUAUAUCGUAUCUGCCUCCACCCCCACCCCUGGCAGUGCAUUCCAGGCACCCACCACUUUGUAUAAAAUAAAACUUGCCUUACAUAUCUUCUUUGAAUUUACCCCCUGUCACCUUAAUUGCAUGACUUGCUAACACGUAUCUUGAAAAAGGUAAAAAAAAAUGCAAGAGAUUCAAACUUUUGCCGCCCAGGCCCCAGGCAAUGUUCUGGAAUUCCCUCUUUAAACUCUCCUAUUCCCCUCCCUUCCACAAAGCAUCGAUCUGAUUAAAUGGGCAGCACUCUUGUCUCCUGAGGUAGAAGGUUCAGGAUUCAAGACCUGCUCCAGAGAGUUGGUCACUGCAGGAGUGUGGCACUGUCCAAGUUACCAUCUUGCAAAUUAGACCUUAAAUGGAACCUUUGUUUGCUCACUCAGGUUAAUGUAAAAUGUAAAUUACUGAAAAAGGAAAUUAUCCCUCAUGUUCUGGUCAAUAUUCUCAGUCAAGAUCUCUGAAACAGUUUACCUGGUUGUUAUCAUGCUGCUGUUUGUGGGAGCUUGCUGUGUGGAAAUUGGCUCCCAUUUAAGAAUAAAUACUGCCAUUGGCUGUGGGGAGGGUUGUGAAAGAUACUAUGAAAAUGCAAGUUCUUGUUCACCUGUCUCAAUAUUUUCCCUAUGUGGGUUAAUGCUGCGAUUGAUCAGAUAAUACUCCUGUGAAGUUCCUUGGGACAAAUCACUGCAUUAAAGACAUUGCUGUUUUUU
Messenger RNA from Pristis pectinata (smalltooth sawfish), 2304 nucleotides. RefSeq names its product sulfiredoxin 1 homolog (S. cerevisiae) (gene srxn1). Gene Ontology annotation, biological process: cellular response to oxidative stress. The record is from RefSeq and is a predicted model, not a curated record. The transcript has 2 exons. Gene Ontology annotation, molecular function: sulfiredoxin activity. Lineage: Eukaryota; Metazoa; Chordata; Chondrichthyes; Rhinopristiformes; Pristidae. Gene Ontology annotation, cellular component: cytoplasm. Bases 94 to 579 code for a protein of 161 amino acids.